Molecule: messenger RNA, 1755 nt
Organism: Aspergillus versicolor CBS 583.65
Lineage: Eukaryota; Fungi; Ascomycota; Eurotiomycetes; Eurotiales; Aspergillaceae
Product: MDR family MFS transporter
Exons: 3
Coding region: 1-1755 (584 amino acids)
Biological process (GO): transmembrane transport
Molecular function (GO): transmembrane transporter activity
Source: RefSeq, a predicted model, not a curated record
AUGACGAGCAAAUUCGGCCGCCCUUUCCGCCGAAGCCCAGGCAUUUCAAGAUCGAGGUCGAGGUUUCUCGCUUUAGGAAGUACAGACUCAGUAUGCGAGUCUAAUACACAGCGUCAGAGCGAAGAGGAACGUAAGGAACAGAUUCCCCUGGAUUCAGUCGGAGAAAAUGCAGCGCCAUCAGAAAGCCCACCGCAGGAUGCCACUCGGGAGCUGGCUAAGGAACCGCCAGUCGCAUCAGCCUGGAAGCGCGCUGCUCUUAUGAUCGGCCUAGCCCUCGCGAUACUUUGUAUGGCCCUGGACAACACCAUCCUAGCCACUGCAAUUCCGAAGAUUACGGAGGAGUUCACGUCCGGGAAGGAUAUGGGAUGGUAUGUUAGUGCCUAUAUGCUAGCGCAAUGCAGCAUGACCCUGGUCUAUGGGAAGCUGUUUACCUAUUACACCAUCAAAUGGGUCUACCUCUCGGCGCUUGUUCUGUUCGAGGUAGGAUCUCUGAUAUGCGGCGCCGCACCGAGCUCGAUGACCCUUAUUAUCGGACGUGCAGUGGCCGGAAUCGGAGGAUCUGGAUUAUUUGUGGGUUGUUUUAUCAUCGUCUCUGUAAUAACCCCUGUGGAGAAACGCCCAUUGUUAAACGGGAUACUGUCCAGCUUCUACGCGAUAGCUGGGGUGUUUGGGCCCCUGUUAGGAGGUGUUCUAACCGAUUACGCGAGCUGGAGGUGGUGCUUCUAUAUUAAUUUGCCUCUUGGGGCUGUGACCGGGUUCUCUAUACUUCUCGUCUUCCAGGCGCAGAAGCCAACAAAAAGCCCAUCAAGCGCAGUCAAACAACUACUGGAACUUGAUAUUGUGGGACUUGUCCUCUGUAUUCCAGGCCUUAUCUCCCUGCUACUUGUGCUCCAGUGGGGAGGUGCUGAGUAUCCGUGGAGCAACUGGCGCAUUAUCUUGCUGCUUGCCGUAUUUGGGGCCUUGAUGCUGGCAUUUGCUGCUGUCCAGUACUGGCAGCAAGACAGAGCUACGAUACCCCCCGGAUUGAUCGCGAGUCGGGAUGUCUGGGGUCCAGUAAUAUUUGCCUUUUGCCUUACGGGGUCCGUGGUCGUUUUCAGUUAUUAUCUACCAAUCUGGUUCCAAAGCGUUAAAGGCGCCUCUGCAACGAUGUCCGGCGUCAUGAACAUACCUCUCAUUCUAGCAGUUGCUGUCACCUCCAUGCUGGCAGGCUGGGCCGUUUCCUCCGUGGGAUAUUACACUCCGUUCAUGUACGCCACGCCAUUGAUAGCCUCGAUAGGAGCCGGAAUGUUGUCAACCUUGAGAAUAAAUUCCGGUCCUUCCGCCUGGAUAGGGUUCCAAGCGCUCUACGGAAUCGGCGCGGGAGUCGGAUUUGGGCUGCCGGUGGUUGUGGUCCAGGUUACACUCCCGGCAGAGAAGAUACCAAGCGGAACUGCUAUAGUCACGUUCACUCAAAGCCUAGCCGGCGCUCUGUUCAACUUCGUUGCGCAAAGCGUUUUCCAAACCCGGCUGCUGCGCGCUCUAGCCGAAGAAGCGCCUAGCCUGGAUGCAGCGAGGAUCAUGGAGUCUGGAGCCAGUAUGAUUCGGCACCUGGUUGAGCCUGAUAUGUUGCCUGCUGUCUUGCGGGCUUAUAAUACUGCGGUGAUGCGUGCAUUUAUUGUUGCUGCGGCUCUGGCUGCUGGAAGUGUAUUGGGUGUGCUGUCUUUGCGAUGGGUGAAUGUUAAAGGGAGGAAGAAGAAUGAGACAGCUCCUGCCUAG